This is a messenger RNA of Plodia interpunctella (Indianmeal moth), 2763 nucleotides long. Its product is annotated as alpha-tocopherol transfer protein-like. The record is from RefSeq and is a predicted model, not a curated record. Gene Ontology annotation, molecular function: phosphatidylinositol bisphosphate binding. Gene Ontology annotation, cellular component: membrane. Bases 163 to 1038 code for a protein of 291 amino acids. The transcript is spliced from 7 exons. Lineage: Eukaryota; Metazoa; Arthropoda; Insecta; Lepidoptera; Pyralidae.
UGGCAGUCCGACAAACUGCAUUGACCCGCCAUAUUCAGACCUCGUUAGUUUGCUUCCAGAGGCGGGCUAGUUGAGGCGCGCUUUUCAAACCGAACGGGUGCGAAUCGUGUGUCUAUCGUUGAAUUUUUUGAAAGUAAAAGUGAAUACAUACAAUAAUUAAAUAUGCCUGAUCAAGAGUUGGAGUACUGUCGAGACCUGGUGACGAUCAAAGAUUGGAUACAGAAGCAGCCACAUUUGCCUAAUGACGUCGAGGAGCUCCUCAUCCGCCGGUUCCUGGCGAGCUGUGGCUACAGCCUCGAGCUGACAAAACGCACCAUCGACUUCUUCUUCACGCUGCGCUCCACCGCGCCGGAAAUAUUCUGCAAGCGGGACCCCUGGGCGCCGGAGAUCAGACGAGUGUUUGAAAUCACAGACCUGAUCCCGCUUCCUCGAAAAACAAAAGAGAACUACAAAGUGUUCCUUUAUCGACUGAACACCACAGAAAUAGACCUGUUCAACUUCGUAGACGCGGUGAAGACAUUCUUCAUGCUGGCUGACACCAGACUCACUGAGGAAGAAGACAUCCCUGCUGGAGAAGUUCCUAUUUUCGACGCCACUAAUGUCUCCUUGAAAUUCAUACCGAAGAUCAACUUGUCUGUGUUAAGGAAGUACAUGCUCUAUACACAGGAGGCUAUUCCGAUCCGGCUAAAGCAGAUUCACGUGAUCAACGCGCCCGCCUACAUCAGCAAGAUUCACGCCAUCUGCAAACCCUUUCUGAAGACUGAAGUCGCUAAACUGAUCAAGUUCCAUGAACCCAAUACAGACACGCUAUACAAGGACGUGCCCCUGGAGUUACUUCCUGACGAGUACGGCGGCAAGGCCGGCACUGUCGAGCAGAUCAAGAGGUAUUGGGUCAAGCGCAUCGAGGCCAAGAGAGACUGGUUCUUGAGCCACGACCAGCGCUGGUCGGUGGACGAGGCGCGGCGCCCGGCCGACGGCCACAGGGACGAGCGCGCGCGCGGCCUGCCCGGCUCCUUCCGCUCGCUGGCGUUAGAUUAGUCGCGUCGUGGGUGGACAUAGAUAGGUUUACGUCCACUUUCUGCCAAAACAGUCGCCACAAAUUUCUAUUACUUUGCCAGAAAGUGAGCGAAUACAAUACAAACUGAGUAAACCAAUCUCUGGUUGUGUACCGUGCGCGCGAGAGAUUGCAGAUUCCAUCUGACACGUAUAGACGUGUUCCCUAUGUGUUAGGAACUUACAAAAUGUAGGUUAGCAAAUCUUAUACUAACUUGACGAGAUUUGCUGUUAACGGACUCGUUAAGGAGGACAUCAUGGUUUAAGGGCAAAAUUAACUUUUAGUAAGUAGUCCACAGCGCAGGCUAUGCAUGCAAGUACUCUCGUGACGCACAUUAUACAUUUCUUUAUUUUUACCAAUUUAAUGGUUCACUGUUGGGGCACUGACUGUCCUUAUAGAUGAUAAGAAGGAUUGGCCAUGAGAUGGACAUUUCUGGGUGAAAUAUCAUUAUCCUAUAUAUAAAAAAGGACCAACAUUUUUAUGGAUUGUAUGAAUAGUAUUUGGAAUAAUAAGACAAUUUAUAUCUGUAUUUUAUUUUUAUUUAACACUUUUUUUUUGAAGCGAGAACGAUAAAUUUUGUUAAAUAAAAAGCUUGUAUUGUGGUUCGUCUUAUUAUUUCAAUAUCUGAGGUUUAAACGAUUUAUCAAGCGAGUGUUGAUUAUAGACAACACAUUAUAACACCGUUCUCUUGUGUUGUCUACAAUCAACACUCGCUUGAUAAUUCGUCGAAUUACACAAUCGCUAUUAUUUCAACAGAAAACGGGUUCUCUUCAACUACAUUUCAUCAUUGUCACGUACACGAUGUUAACAACGAUCGAUAUGCAUGCAUGACAGAUUCAAAUUCGCUUGAUUUUUUGAAUGACAUUGAUAAAUUUUGGUUUACUAGAGAGCGUACUAUGCGAUAGCUUAGGUAUUUGUCAUUGUUUACUAUUUUGCAGGCUAUAAACUAAAGAAUUUCGAAUAGUAUGGUUUUCCGUAUAUUUCCAAUGCAUCCGUUUCAUCAUACUAUGACUCCCUGUUUGUAGCCUCUCUCUGCUGGAUGACAUCUUCUUACUCUUUUCAUAAUUAUAUAAAAAAUAUUUGUAAAAUUACUUAAUGUACUGUAAUGUUAUGUGUAAUGUACUGAGUGUGAUUAAAAAAUACACACAUGGAAAAUUUAAGGGCCGAUUUACGAGAUAUUGCAAUGAAAUCUUUACUUUUAAGAAUAAUAAGUAACACUAGACUAUUUUUUAUAAAAAGUGAUCACAUUAAUAUUAUUUUUUUAAUAUCAUGUGAGAAUUCAUAUUAAUCGUAAAUUAUAUUUAACUUGUUUAUUAUCAACUGAGUUUUUUUAUGUUAUGGCGAUUAAUUCAGAUAUUGAAUUUAGUAAUUAUGUAAUUUAAUUUUCAGUUUGGUUUCUAGAACCGUAUUACUGAAAUAACUACUGUAAUACGGCGGAAUUCCUCCUCCUAAUUUUUUAUGUGAAAUUUGGCUAAAAGGGCUCUUAAAUCAUUGACGAAUCAAUUAAACAUUUGAGAGUCGUUUACGCUAAAUUUUAAUGAAUCAAUUUCAUCUAAUGUGUAGCUUUAAGUGUAGAAGUAAGUAGGUACCAUACAAAUAAUUUUCUUUUUACUUUAUGGUACCUAUAGACUUAAAAUCAGAUUAAAACACAGACCGUGAUUUAUCUACCUCACGGAAUUAUUAUUUGUAUAAAUAAAAUAUUUAAGAUU